Messenger RNA from Penaeus indicus, 2682 nucleotides. Its product is annotated as prenylated Rab acceptor protein 1-like. Bases 284 to 988 code for a protein of 234 amino acids. The transcript is spliced from 8 exons. The record is from RefSeq and is a predicted model, not a curated record. Gene Ontology annotation, cellular component: Golgi apparatus. Lineage: Eukaryota; Metazoa; Arthropoda; Malacostraca; Decapoda; Penaeidae.
UGUACAAGGAAAGUCAGCAGGUUAUUUUUACCACAUUUGUUUGGUGUACGUGUCAGUUGUUUUUUUAACAAUAUUCUACGUGUUCCGCGAAUAUUCCUUUCGUUAGUGUUACAGUUAAGGUCGCGCCCUAUAGGCUCCUGACCCCUGCACAUCACGCAUCAGAUCCAACGCCUUCUGCUUACCUCUCAAGGCCUUACUUAGACUUCGAUUCUUUUAUUAAAGGAGUUUUCAAGCCUACGAGACGUUCACUUGUUCUUCUACAGUGUAAACAUUCAGCACCAUCAUGUCGGUCUCUUCAGGUGACGUGGAAAUAGACAUUUCAGGAGAUAUUGACGUUCCUGCUCGGGUUACGGAGUCAAAUAAGUCGAGUGGGAUGAGCGAAGAGUCGGAGUUGGUUGUGGCCGAUCCGUUUGACAUGGAUGGUGACAGUCCCUACCAGGAAUCAAGUGCUAUCAAGAAGCUCCUAAUGCAGCUGCCUGUCCAACUCCAGCUGGCCUCUCCAGCUGCCAGGGAGUGGAUCACUCGCCGGAGGGAGAAUGUCCGACCAUGGCUGGUCUUUGUCAACACACAGAAGUUCAAGAUUCCACCUAAUGUGCAGAGAUGGACCAAGAGAAUGAUCAAGAAUGUGGACUACUUCCAGUCGAAUUAUAUGUUUGUUUUCAUCAUCCUCAUCCUCUACUGCCUAAUUACGUCCCCGAUGCUCCUCUUUGCUGUAGCUGCAUCCCUCGGUGCCUGUUACAUCCUGUCGUUGAAGAAUGCAGAGAAGAAGAUUGUCAUAGGAGGUCAUGAAAUACCACUCGCUCACCAGUAUGGAGCUAUUGGCAUUCUCUCUCUGCCUGUUUUCUAUUUAGCCGGCGCUGGGGCGGUCUUAUUCUGGGUCCUAGGUGCAAGCUUCUUCAUCAUUGCCAUCCAUGCUUCCUUAUACAACAUUGAGAGUGUCCUUGGGUCAGAAGAUGAACCUUUUGAGCUGCAGAUGGAGCAGGUCUAAAGACAGAGUUUGUCAUCUGGAGAAGAAGAAAAGAAGGAAGAUUUACUGAGAGCUGAAAGGAUUAGGUGCUUGUGUGCUAUCAUUCUUUUGUAUGAAAUAUAUAACCACAUUCAUAUUUAUAUACAUAUAUAAGUUAUUGUGGAAUUUUUUUCCAGAUUACCUGUAUUAAAGUAUCAUAAUAUCUAUGUAAAUUAAUAAAUGGAAGUAAGGUGCUUCAACACCUGUGCUAAAGUUAUAUUGCUUGAAGUUGUGUAUCUGUCCUAAGUUUUGAAGAUAAAGUGUAAGAACAGAAGUAAAGGCAUAACACAUGAGACCUAUUGCUUGUGUUUCAGGAUAUUACAGACAGUAUCCUAGGAACGUGAAACUAUACCAAAAACAUUAAACCGAAAAUAUGUAAGAGACAGUUGUGCAUAACUCUAUUCUUAUUCUUCUGUUAUUUACCGGUAAUGCAGUGGGGAGUGAGUUACAUGAACUAUUUAUUUUAUGAAUUACAAAUAUUUUCACAUUUUAUUGUAUUAAACCAAGAGUAUUUCUUCUGCUUCUUCUUCUUUAAUUCAAUCUAGCACUGCCAACACUAAUGCUUAUAUCAUUUUUUCAUUAAAUAAGAAUGAUCAGAUAUUGUUUGUAAGAACAUACAAUAAUUUUUUACAAUACUAUACAGUGAUAGGCGUAUAUUUUAGCAAUUUGCCCACUUCUACAGUAUGAUGUUAUUUACUAUUAAAAAAAAACAUGUACAAUUUUUUAUAGACAAAUGUGAAACUUGAAGAAAUAGUGCAAUAAGAAACAACAAACUGCCUACAUACUUCUUUUUGUUAGACUUGAUUGUAUACUAUAUAUCUUCUUUCCAAAUUAAUUGAUCAGUCUGACAGUGUUACAGUGUAAUGAAACCAUUAUAAACUUUUUUUUCUCUCUUUUUGUUUUUCUUUUUCUUCUUUGCCAAUCAGUAAAUUGUCAGUGAAUCAAGUGACCUGAGAAAUUGUAUAUUUUUCCAAUAGACACUGACAGUUUACCUGAAGACAUUUGUUAAGAAAUUUGGCCUUCCUAAUGGCAAUCAACAUAGAACAAAGUUCUGGAAAACAGUGUUUUCAGUUAUUUAAGAUAAGACAUGCACAGGUAAUUGGAUAUAUAACUCUGAAACUCCCCAAAGCUAAAACUGUAUGUAGCAGUUAUUGGGCUAAUAUAGUUAGUUUUUCUUUCUUUUCUUUCUUUUUUACUUUUUUUUUUCUUUUUACACACACACACACACACACACACACACACACACACACACACACACACACACACACACACACACACACACACACACACUCUCUCUCUCUCUCUCUCUCUCUCUCUCUCUCUCUCUCUCUCUCUCUCUCUCUCUCUCUCUCUCUCUCUCUCUCUCUCUCUUUCUUUCUUUCUUUCUUUCUUUCUUUCUUUCUUUCUUUCUUUCUUUCUUUUACAUGCAAAAGAGAUUUCUGUGAAUUCUUAUUGUGUUUAGAUAUAAGUAUGUUUACUUAAUGAUGUUAUUUGUUAUAGCAGUAAAAUCUGUUGUGUUUUACAUUGGGAAGACAUUGUGAAAUGUAUAAACAACAUAUGUUUAUGGGUAUUAAGAAUGUGUUUUUGAGAGGCACAAGCUAUUUAUGAAGUUGAAUAUUGUAUGCUUAUCCUUAUUUAUUAAAGGUCUAAUGUUUAUAUAAAUUAUAUACAAAAUA